Zingiber officinale is the source of this 3040-nucleotide messenger RNA. RefSeq names its product probable inactive ATP-dependent zinc metalloprotease FTSHI 4, chloroplastic. Gene Ontology annotation, cellular component: chloroplast thylakoid. Gene Ontology annotation, molecular function: ATP binding; ATP-dependent peptidase activity; metalloendopeptidase activity. NCBI's taxonomy places the organism in Eukaryota, Viridiplantae, Streptophyta, Magnoliopsida, Zingiberales, Zingiberaceae. The coding region runs from base 106 to 2667 and encodes 853 amino acids. The record is from RefSeq and is a predicted model, not a curated record. The transcript has 17 exons. Gene Ontology annotation, biological process: proteolysis.
UGAGCGCCCGCCCUCCUGUUAAACUAGCCCAAGGCAGAGAGAUAAACAAACCCUGCUGGGCCUGGUAUCGCCGUCUCAGGUCGCGGCGGAUAAGCCGGCGACGCGAUGGCUUCUUGGUCGCCGACACUGCCUUCUGCCUCAUGCUUCUCGCCUUCCUCUUCUACGUUCCUUCCUUCCUACCGCCUGCUGACGACCACUCUCCGGCGCCAGACACUGAAGAAGCACCUAUCUGUUACCGUCCCGGUGGAUGUUGCUCAUUUCCGUGUUCGAAGCUUGGAGACGAACAUAACUCCUACAGGUGAUGGUGAACUACCGGUUAACGAAGCAGCAACAGAGGGAGAGAAUCUCGAGUUGCAGCAGGUUUUCGAGAAGUUGAAGGAUUCAGAGCGACAACGCGUUGACAAGUUGGAAAAGUUUGAGAAUAAAGCAAAUGUGCAACUUGAGAGGCAGCUUGUAUUGGCUUCCUCUUGGAGUAGGUCUUUACUGACUUUGCAGGGAAAAUUGAAAGGAACAGAAUGGGAUCCAGUGAACUCUCACAGUAUUGAAUAUAGUGAGUUUUUGAAGCUACUUAAUUCAAACAAUGUCCAAUUCAUGGAGUAUUCAAAUUUUGGACAGACCGUCUCUGUGAUUUUACCUUAUAACAAAGACAAAAGAGAUGGGAAAGAAAGUUCAGACAGAGAAAUUGUGUAUCAACGCCAUAUUGUUGAUCGGAUGCCAAUUGAUGGGUGGAACACUAUAUGGAAUAAAUUGCAUCAACAACUUGUAAAUGUAGAUGUCAUUAAUGUGGAUUCUUUAUCCUCUGAAGUCUACUCAACCAUAGCGACUGCUGUUGUGUGGUCUAUGCGUUUUGCCCUUUCAGUUGCUGUAUAUCAGUGGGUUGAUAGUGUGGCGAGACCAGUUUAUUCAAAGUUGAUUCCUUGUGAUCUUGGUAAACCACAAAAAAGAGCUAGACCUUUGUUGCCCCGUAGGCACAGUGCAUUAGGAUCUUUGGGCAAAAGUCGGGCAAAAUUUAUAUCAGCUGAAGAGACUACAGGUGUCACAUUCAAUGAUUUUGCUGGACAGGAAUAUAUAAAGAUGGAAUUACAAGAAAUUGUGCGAAUCCUUAAAAAUGACGAGGCAUUUCAAGAUAAGGGUAUAUAUUGCCCGAAGGGGGUUUUACUACAUGGACCACCUGGAACAGGAAAAACUCUGCUGGCUAAAGCUAUUGCAGGUGAAGCAGGUCUCCCAUUCUUCGCAGCCAAUGGAACUGAUUUUGUUGAGAUGUUUGUAGGUGUCGCAGCAGCCCGUGUGAAGGAUCUCUUUACAACUGCCAGAUCAUAUGCACCAUCAAUAAUCUUUAUUGAUGAAAUUGAUGCGAUAGGCAGUAAACGUGGUGGACCUGAUAUUGGAGGGGGUGGUGCUGAGAGGGAACAAGGCUUGCUUCAGAUUUUGACUGAGAUGGAUGGAUUUAAGGAAUCAACUUCACAGGUUUUGGUUAUAGGGGCAACAAAUCGAUUGGAUAUAUUGGAUCCAGCUCUUCUGAGGAAGGGUCGUUUUGACAAGAUUAUCAGGGUUGGCUUGCCAUCAAAGGAUGGAAGAUUGGCCAUAUUGCAUGUGCAUGCUAGAAAUAAAUAUUUUCGUUCAGAAAAGGAAAAAGAUGUCCUCCUGCAGGAAAUUGCUGAACUUACUGAAAACUUUACUGGAGCAGAGCUGCAGAAUAUACUGAACGAAGCUGGAAUUUUAACUGCAAGAAAAGAUCAAGAUCACAUAGGACGAGAAGAGCUAUUGGAGGCUUUAAAGAGGCAAAAAGGUACCUUUGAAACGGGUCAGGAAGACAAUAAAGAAAUACCUGAGGAAUUAAAGGUUCGGCUAGCAUAUAGAGAGGCAGCUGUUGCCAUUCUCGCAUGCUUUUAUCCAAAUUCUCAUCAACCGAUUUUAGAGACACAUAUCCGCACCAUCCAGAGUACACCAAAUAUGCAGUACAGCAAGGUUUCAGGAAAAGCUUUCUUGAGAAAAUCUGAUUAUGUAAACUCUAUAGUGCGGGCUUGUGCACCUAGAGUCAUUGAAGAGGAGAUGUUUGGGAUUGAUAAUUUGUGUUGGAUAUCGGCGAAAUCUAUAUCUGAAGCAUCAACCCAUGCACAACGCUUGAUUCUCCAAACAGGGAUGACAGCAUUUGGCAAAGCAUACUAUAGGAAUCAAAGUGAUCUUGUGCCUAAUCUUGCAGCGAAGUUAGAGGCUCUCAGGGAUGAGUACAUGCGUUUUGCAUUCGAGCAGUGCUUGUCUGUUCUGAAAGAAUAUCGUUCAGCAGUAGAGACAAUUACAGAUGUUUUGCUUGAGAAAGAUCAAAUUAAUUCUAUGGAGAUCUGGGACAUCUAUGAAAAAGCACCACGAAUUCCUCAAUCUCCGGUACGACCAGUUGAUGAGUACGGAGCACUUAUUUAUGCUGGAAGAUGGGGAACCCAUGGUGUCUCUCUUCCUGGGAGGGUUACAUUUGCACCAGGAAAUGUUGGAUUUUCAACAUUUGGUGCACCGAGGCCGUCAGAGACACAAAUCAUCAGUGAUCAAACUUGGAAGUUGAUAGAUGGUAUCUGGGAUGACAAAAUCAAGGAGAUCAAGGAUGAAGUCUCUAGGCAGAUUGAAGAAGACGCAGGACGACCACAACUUUUGGUGGCUGACCACUUCCUUUAAAAAUUAAAUAUUAAGGAUAUAGAGUUGACUUUUAGAUGCAAAUGACCUUUAUGAGAAGAUACAAGGCCUUGGAUUGAGUAUAACUUCAUUCUCUUGCAGGUAAUCUACAAUGCUUACAAAUGAAAAAAGAUUCACCCAAGUGAUCAUUUGCACAGUUUCAGAGUUGCUAGAGUUUGCUUAUAUAACAUCUUCCAAUGUGCAAGUGACUAGACAGUUGUAGAAAAAAAUUUAGAUAGAUAUUUUUGUAUUAUAUGUAUGAUGAAUGGAGCUCAUUCCAUCCCAACAAGUGGCACUUUUCAUAUACACCAUGGACCUUUGUAAUACCGGUAAUGUGUGUGAUUCAUAAGCUUUGAGUUUCCCAGUUUCAAUACUC